Molecule: messenger RNA, 780 nt
Organism: Cylindrotheca closterium
Lineage: Eukaryota; Bacillariophyta; Bacillariophyceae; Bacillariales; Bacillariaceae
Source: the annotation of a GenBank genome assembly
AUGAAAACAAUUCUGUAUCUUGUUGGUAUUAUUAUCAGUGCAUUGGCACUUCCUGCUUCAGCUCAAUACACAAGCUGGCAUGCCACAUUCAUUCCUGCUGCUUCCCCAGUAGCUACCAGACGAAAUGCGAAUGCUGAAGCGCUGUCAUUUGCUCGAAGCCAAAUGAUCUCGGGUGGAUACGGAUUGUAUCCUCCAACCACCACCAGCACUACAAUGACGACAUCCAAAAACACAGCAGCAGCAGCUUCAACUUCCACACAAUUGUUUGCCAAGAAGAAAAAGGUAGCCCCAGCAGCCGCCAAAAAGAUUCAAGUCAAAAUGCUCAAGCACGUUGCUGGGACUGGACAAGCCGGAGAAGUCGUCUUGGUGACACCCGCAUUCUUCAACAACAAGCUUCGACCUCAGCAAGCCGCGAGGAUGAUUACAGACGAAGAAGUUGCGGAAGAGACCGCGGAGAAACAAAUGAAAGAAGACGCUGACCGGACCAAAGCCAAUGAAUUGAAAGAAACAUUGGACGAAUUGGAAUUGAAAUUGGUCCGUACGGCUGGACCCGAUGGUCAGUUGUUUGGUGGAGUUGGUCCGAAAGUCGUCAUGAGCGAGCUCCAAUCCGAAAUAGCCGAUGACUUUUUGAAUAACAAAUGGGUCAAGGUGACGGAAGUAAUGGACGAGAAUGGAAAGAAAAUGAGAGGGGAUAUCAAGACUGUGGGAGAGUUUGGAGCGAGGAUAAAUCUAUUGAGUGGUAUUUCUGCAAAGAUUGGAAUUAAAGUCGAAGCUGAGUAG